Penicillium cataractarum is the source of this 1737-nucleotide messenger RNA. Its product is annotated as nucleobase:cation symporter-2 family protein. Lineage: Eukaryota; Fungi; Ascomycota; Eurotiomycetes; Eurotiales; Aspergillaceae. Gene Ontology annotation, molecular function: xanthine transmembrane transporter activity. The transcript is spliced from 5 exons. The coding region runs from base 1 to 1737 and encodes 578 amino acids. The record is from RefSeq and is a predicted model, not a curated record. Gene Ontology annotation, biological process: xanthine transport; transmembrane transport. Gene Ontology annotation, cellular component: fungal-type vacuole; membrane.
AUGGACGGCCCCGACCAAAUCGGUCCUGACCAUGGACCGCGAAAAACUGUUGGCGACAAGUUUCGUCGUUUCGUCAAGGCUUUUACUACGAAAGAGGGCCUCAUCGGCAGCUACGAUUAUGCAUACCUCUUUACCCCGCGUCUCCCAUUCACGAAACGCGAGCGCAAGUCCACUCCUUUCUUCGGGCUGGAGGAUCGCAUGCCAAUUCUGUUGGCCCUGAUUCUGGGUCUUCAACAUGCUCUUUCUAUGCUGGCUGGUGUCAUUUCACCACCCAUUAUCCUCGGUGGAUCCUCCGGUGUCAACUUUGGCGAUGAGAUCUAUCAAUACCUCGUGUCAACCUCCUUGAUCGUUUCAGGCCUUUUGAGUGCAAUGCAAAUGGCCCGUUUCCAUGUCUACGGCACCAAGUACUACAUCGGUACAGGACUGCUGUCCGUGGUCGGAACAUCCUUCUCCACCAUCACAGUCGCCUCCGGCGCCUUCACCCAAAUGUACAAAUCGGGCUACUGCCCUCUCGACGCAGACGGAAACCGACUCGCGUGCCCUAAAGGAUACGGCGCUCUCCUGGGAACAUCCUGUCUCUGCGCACUCCUCGAAAUCGGCCUCUCCUUCAUGAGCAGCCGCAUCCUCGCACGCGUCUUCCCCCCAAUGGUCACCGGCCCAACAGUCCUCCUGAUCGGCGCCUCGCUCAUCAAAACCGGUAUGCAAGACUGGGGCGGUGGUUCCUCCUGCGUUCCCGAUUCCUCGAGUUCAGUUCGGCCCAUGUGCCCGAGCGCUACUGCCCCGCACGCACUGCCAUGGGGUAGUCCCGAGUUCAUCGGAUUGGGUUUCCUCGUCUUUGUGACUAUCAUUCUGUGUGAGCGCUUUGGCCCGCCUAUUCUGAAGAGCUGCGCCGUUGUCGUGGGUCUGCUGGUUGGAUCUAUCGUUGCGGCAGCUUGCAACUACUUCGAAACGUCGGGUAUCACUUCUGCGCCCGUUGCUUCCUUCGCAUGGGUACAUACCUUCCCAUUGUCCAUCUACCCACCCCUCAUCCUCCCAUUACUAGCAUUGUACCUGGUCAUCAUGAUGGAGUCCAUCGGUGAUAUCACCGCAACCUGCGACGUCUCCCGCCUAGCAGUCGAGGGACCAACCUUCGACUCGCGCAUCCAGGGCGGCGUCCUCGGCAACGGUAUCACCUGCCUGGUAGCCGGCCUGAUGACAAUCAGUCCCAUGUCCGUCUUCGCCCAGAACAACGGCGUCAUCGCCCUGACCAAGUGCGCCAACCGCACGGCCGGUUUCUGCUGCUGCUUCUUCCUGGUUAUCAUGGGCAUAUUCUCCAAAUUCGCCGCUGCGCUGGUCGCAAUUCCCUCCGCCGUACUGGGCGGCAUGACAACCUUCCUCUUCAGCAGUGUCGCUAUCUCCGGUAUCCGGAUUAUCUCGACGAUUGAUUUCACGCGUCGCAACCGGUUCAUUCUCACUGCGACUUUCUCGCUGGGUAUGGGUAUUACGCUUGUGCCUGAUUGGUGGUCGUACGUGUUUUCCUACAGUGGAGAUAACCAUUCGUUGGAGGGAUUGUUGAAUGCUGUCGAUCUGGUGAUGGAGAAUGGAUUUGCGGUUUGCGCUAUUAUGGGCGUGUUCUUGAACUUGGUUAUCCCCGAGGAGCCGGAUGAGGUUCCUGCGGUUUAUAACGCGGCUGAGUCUGAGGAUGGUCAGACUCAGACUGUUACUCCGGAGCAGGGCUCUACGGGGAAGAGGGAGUAG